GCAGCCAUGGUCAGCCCCACCGUGUUCUUCGACAUUGCGGCCAAUGGCGAGCCCUUGGGCCGCGUCUCCUUCCAGCUGUUUGCAGACAAAGUUCCAAAGACAGCAGAAAACUUCCAUGCUCUGGGCGAGAAAGGAUUUGGAUAUAAGGGUUCUUCCGUUCACAGGAUUAUUCCAGGAUUCAUGUGCCAGGGUGGUGACUUCACACGCCAUAAUGGCACUGGCGGCAGAUCCAUCUACGAAGAAAAAUUUGAGGAUGAGAACUUCAUCCUGAAGCAUACAGGUCCUGGCAUCUUGUCCAUGGCAAAUGCUGGACCAAACACAAACGGUUCCCAGUUUUUUAUCUGCACCACCAAGACUGAGUGGCUGGGUGGCAAACAUGUGGUCUUUGGGAAGGUGAAAGAAGGCAUGAACAUUGUGGAAGCCAUGGAGCGUUUUGGGUCCAGGAAUGGCAAGACCAGCAAGAAGAUCACCAUUUCCGACUGUGGACAACUCUAA
Molecule: messenger RNA, 495 nt
Organism: Microtus ochrogaster (prairie vole)
Lineage: Eukaryota; Metazoa; Chordata; Mammalia; Rodentia; Cricetidae
Product: peptidyl-prolyl cis-trans isomerase A-like
Exons: 1
Coding region: 7-495 (162 amino acids)
Source: RefSeq, a predicted model, not a curated record